GUUAAACUCGAAAAGGUACAAACUUUUAUCCUCUCUUCUUCUUCUUCUAAACACAAGCUUACAAAUGGAGUGGCCAUGGUCGGCCAUCGCUUCUCCUUCAUCUUCUCGUUGCUUCUCUCCAUCUCUCACCUAUUGCUUGUCUCUUACUACACGAACAAGUUUGAAUUGUGCAAACGCUUCGAUUAAACCUUUGCGACAGAGCAGAUUCGACUACUCGAAGCACAAUCUGAUCACCAAACGUCGAUUCCAUGGAGAUUCCAUCGUUAGGAGAAGCACAACAAGCAACAAAAACGCAGAGGAGACUGGGACAUCUUCACCUCCGUCUUUAGAUUGCGUGGGAAUGGGAUCAGACGUGGAGUGCGUCUACAACGGAGAAGAAGAAGACAACGAGGAGAGGAGCUCAGGUAUCUUGAGCGGAGGAGACGGAUCGUUUCUCGAGUGGACGGUUCUGAUCUCUCCCUUCUUUUUCUGGGGGACGGCGAUGGUGGCGAUGAAGGAAGUGUUGCCGAUAACCGGUCCUUUCUUCGUCGCUGCUUUCCGGUUAAUUCCCGCCGGUUUGCUGCUUGUUGCGUUUGCGCUUUACAGAGGGAGGCCUUUGCCUAAGGGGUUCGAUGCUUGGCUCUCUAUUGCUCUCUUUGCUCUUGUCGACGCUACUUGUUUCCAGGGCUUUCUUGCUCAAGGAUUACAGAGGACUUCUGCUGGUUUAGGAAGUGUUAUAAUUGAUUCUCAGCCACUGACUGUAGCUGUAUUAGCAUCUUUCUUGUUUGGUGAGUCCAUUGGAGUAGUGAGAGCUGGAGGUUUGGUUCUUGGUGUUGCUGGACUUUUGCUUCUUGAGCUUCCAUCAGUUACCUCAGAUGGUAAUAGCUUUUCUUUGUGGGGAAGUGGAGAGUGGUGGAUGCUUCUUGCAGCUCAGAGCAUGGCUAUUGGCACCGUGAUGGUUCGAUGGGUCUCAAAAUACUCUGAUCCUAUCAUGGCAACCGGCUGGCAUAUGGUUAUCGGUGGCCUUCCUCUUCUUGCUAUAUCCGUUAUAAACAAUGACCCAGUUUUCAACGGCAGUCUUCAAGAACUAUCCACAAAUGAUAUCAUAGCACUUCUCUACACAUCUAUAUUUGGCAGUGCGGUUAGCUACGGUGUUUACUUCUACAGCGCUACUAAAGGAAGCUUGACUAAACUCAGCUCACUCACCUUCUUGACACCAAUGUUUGCAUCGAUCUUUGGGUAUCUAUACCUUGAUGAGACUUUCUCUUCACUGCAACUGGUUGGAGCAGCCGUCACUUUGGUCGCUAUAUACUUGGUCAACUUUCCAGAAGGCAACGAUCGAUAAACACACUCAGUUUUCAAAGCUUCUUAUGAAUGUUAAAACAUUACAUUUGUAUAUAUAUAAUAAAGUGAAUAAUCAUAGGCCAGUGUUAAACCUUAAGUCAACGUUUUAUAUUAACAUUAGAAAUGACGUUUGCACAAGUCGAUAAAACAUGAAGCACCA
Messenger RNA from Raphanus sativus (radish), 1483 nucleotides. RefSeq names its product WAT1-related protein At3g02690, chloroplastic. The record is from RefSeq and is a predicted model, not a curated record. Gene Ontology annotation, cellular component: chloroplast; membrane. The coding region runs from base 65 to 1324 and encodes 419 amino acids. The transcript has 7 exons. NCBI's taxonomy places the organism in Eukaryota, Viridiplantae, Streptophyta, Magnoliopsida, Brassicales, Brassicaceae.